Scutellospora calospora is the source of this 1049-nucleotide messenger RNA. Lineage: Eukaryota; Fungi; Glomeromycota; Glomeromycetes; Diversisporales; Gigasporaceae. The record is from the annotation of a GenBank genome assembly.
AUAAUUAAGAAUGAAAAGAAAAAGAAAGACAAAAAGGAUAAAAACAAAGAAGUUAAAAAAGGAACCAAGGCAGUGGAUUUUUAUGAGUUUAUUAAAAAUCUUGACUUGCCCACUAAUGAACUAUAUUUUCUUUUGUUAGAUAAUUCUCCUAUUCAUUACACUACCAAGGAAUUAGAAGAGUUAUCAUUAAGUAUGGAAGAAUUAACCCAGCAAAAGAAUAUUGUUCUUAAAUAUUUUCCCACUUAUGCUCCGAUGUUAAAUCCAGUUGAAUUAUGUGUUGGUUUCAUUAAGGCACCAGAGGCUUACCAACUAAGGUUAAGUGCUUCCAAUGUUCCCAAGAUUUCUGGAUUAAGUGAAAUAAUGCUACUCGGAGUCACAGCAAACUCUAUACUUGGGAAUACUGAACAGGAGAGAAAACUAAGGAUAAAAUUUGUGGUCCAUGUUUGCGCUUUUUAUGAACUGAUUCUAGAGGUUUCUAUGGAUUUGGAAUCAUUUGAAAAGAUAAUUCUUCCUAGGUUAAAUAAUAAAUACCCUGCCGACUAUCAAAAACUAAAAACCAUUCUUUCUAAAACAAGAGAUUUAUACAAAGAACUAAUAAAACCGAUUGAAGAAAAUUCUUCCAGAGAUGAAAUGUGUGAAAGUUGUAGUUCGGAAUUAGAAACUCAAAUAAAACCUCUUCAAGUGGAUGAAAUAGAAGGUCGGAGAAUUAUGAAUAAGUUUGAAGAAGCGGAAGUUAAAGAAAUAGGAAAAAUUAUUAAUAAACUUUCUGAUGAUGAGAGAGAGGUAGAAAUUGAUGAAACUUAUGUAGGAGAAAGAAAAGGUAAUGUAAUUGUUGAGAAAGUCCCUAAUGUGGAGCAGAAAACUUUAGAACCAAUAAUUAGAACUUAUAUUGAAGAGGGUUCUAAUGUUUAUACUGACGAGAAAAAGCAAUAUGCCAAUGGUAAGGCUUCCACUAACUCAGCUGAAAACUUUAAUUCUUGCUUAAAGAGAGGGAUUUAUGGCACUUACCAUUGGGUGAAAAAGAAAAAUGUUCAAAGAUAUGCAAACGA